AUGGCUAAAGCUAUUGUUCCUUUACUAAAAAAACAACGAUCAGGCUCAAUAAUUCAAAUAGUUAGUAUGAGUGGUUGGAUUGCUCAACCUGAAUUUGUACCUUAUAGUACAACAAAAGGAGUUGUUCUACAAAUGACACGUAAUUUAGCACUUGAUUUAGGUCCAUUUAAUAUUCAAUAUAAUGCUAUUUGUCCUGAUACUAUACUUACAUCAGCUACAAAUAAUCAUGCAGCUCAUUUAAAAUUAACAAUCGAUGAAUUUGCUAUAGAAGAAGGAAACAAUACAAUGUUUAAAACGAUUGGGUUUACAUCAAGAGAUAGCUAA
Molecule: messenger RNA, 324 nt
Organism: Rotaria sordida
Lineage: Eukaryota; Metazoa; Rotifera; Eurotatoria; Philodinida; Philodinidae
Source: the annotation of a GenBank genome assembly